This is a messenger RNA of Ipomoea nil (Japanese morning glory), 2159 nucleotides long. RefSeq lists its product as uncharacterized. Bases 1 to 2037 code for a protein of 678 amino acids. The record is from RefSeq and is a predicted model, not a curated record. Lineage: Eukaryota; Viridiplantae; Streptophyta; Magnoliopsida; Solanales; Convolvulaceae. The transcript is spliced from 8 exons. Gene Ontology annotation, biological process: proteolysis. Gene Ontology annotation, molecular function: cysteine-type peptidase activity.
AUGGGAGACGCAAUUAUUCAGAGGGGAGAUUAUGGAGAUGAGUUUAAAAGGGAUUUCAUGGUCUUGCUUGUUUCUUCAAUGCUUCGUGGAUUCCAAACAAGGUACUGCAAUUACAGAAUCCUGAACUCUUUGAUCAAUGUUGGCGAGAUCAAGAACUACAACUGGUGCAGCUAUACGUACAAGUUCCUUAUCAAAUCAAUCGACAAGUACCGGAAAAAAUCUGGUAGACUGUUCACUGGUGCAGUCACAUUCCUCCUUCUAUUCUAUGUUGAUAGAGUCCAGUUCAAAGGGAUGAGAGUCAUUAGAACACACCCUACCAUUCUUUCGUGGACAACUAAACUUCUAAGAAAAAGAGUUGAUGCAGAGAAGAAUUCUGGUGGAUUUGGAAAGGGAAAGGUUAUCCCACGCAUGAAGAGACCUACUACAGUUCGCAAUGUUUCUGCUUUACCUUCUUCUUCUGCACAAGUGGUUCCAACAAUUUCAGUGCCAUCGUCCAGUAUUGAUAGGGUGACGCAAGUACUGCAACGGCUAGCUGCCGAUGUCAUUGAGUUUGGAGAAGCAAUGACUGAGGUUGGGAGGGAGGGAGCACCUGCAGAGGUGAUAAAGAAAACUUUUUCUGGAAUUUCAAAUAUGAUUUCUGUGGCUGGCACAAUGCAAGCAGCUCCAACCCCAACAGCAUCGCAGCUAGAUGACAUUUUCUUUGGUCAAGAAAGUUUUACAGCUGCAGUGGAUGCUUUGGUAGAGGCUUUUCAGAAAACAACCAAGCAAAUGGAAAUAGAACCUCCUUCUUUUGAUCUAGGAAUUUCCCUAACCCCAGCCCCAUUACGUAAAAGACCAGCAGAGCACAGCACAACGGAGGGGAUACAAUUGGAUGUCCUUGUUGACAGCAUUGCGUGUGGAGCUGGUUUGACAACCUCCAACAACUUGAAAGAAAAAUCAACUGAUGCUGUUUCAACCCCCGGCGACAGGGGGAAAGCUCCUUUAAUUAGGGUUCCAUUCACAUUGGAUUCCCCUGCCACCCCUGCUGCUGCUGCUGCCACAACUGAUGAGCUUGAUGAAGUUGAUAGGGCAUUGAAUGAGAGUGAGACUGAUAUUGAGGAUGUCACCAUCCGAAAAAGGCCAAAAAGGACAUUCAAGAAUAUCCCGUUGAAUCUACGAUCUCCUUAUUGGACAAAGAAUGCACAGUAUGUUCACAAUGCCACUGUUAAUGAAAGGAUCGCUUCAAAUUAUGCAUUCAUGGAAGUUUCUGAUGAUCAUCCAAACGAUGAGUUACUGUUCAGCUAUAAGGAUUUCUAUUUGACAAGAGAACAGUUCCUAACAAUGAGUGAAGGAAAAAUAUCAAACAGUUUGAUAGAUGUGUGGUCUUAUAGGCAUACAUUACUCAACAUCAAACGAGCACCGGGACAGCCAAAACGUGUGUUCUUCAGCACAAUGGUAUAUCUGCAACUUGACCCAACAGAUGAUUGGAUGAAGAGUCUCCCACUCGAUAGAAAGAAGCAAAAUUUCAAUGAGAGGUUAAGCUAUGAGCUGAGUAGUUUUGGAAAUCUUGAUAUCAGUGAUGCACAAUUGAUAUUUUUCCCUGUGUAUCGACAUGAACACUACUUUGUUAUUUGCAUCAACACAAUUUCAUCUAAGGUUGAAGUGAUAGACAACAAGGCCCUAACACCUGAUGUUACAGAAGAGCUUAAGUAUGAAGAUUGCCCUCAAUUACUGCUAACUGCAUUCCAGGAAUACUUGACAGCUCACAGUUCAUCAUUGUACUGGAAAAUAGAAGAUAUUCCUGUGGAGGUGCUUCCUAUGACCUGGAAAGAGACUGAAAAUUCCAUUGACUGUGGAAUAUAUGUCAUGAGACAUAUGGAAACAUAUAAAGGAACUCUAAAAAAUUGGAACCCAGGAUUCAAAAGAAAAUUAAGUGUAAAUGCUGAUUUCAUCUCUGGAUUGCGAGCAAAGUAUGCAGCUACAAUCAUCACGUGGGGAGAGAACACAGAAAUGCACAGAAUUAUGAAAGCAGCAAGGGCUCUGUCUGACCUGAAAUGAAUGUGAAAUACUGACAUUUUGUAAAUGAUUGCUGACCAAUUGUGGAUACUGAUUUUUGAUACUACAAAUUGUGUAGUUGGAUUGUGGGGAUGUAUGUUUUUGCACUUUUGACAACGGUUCUA